AGAAAUAGAUAUGGACUCUUGCAAAAAGUUAAUAAAAUGUAAAUUUUGAAUCAGCCCAAACAAUUACGUAGUACUCCGUAUCAGCUAAGCAACGUAGCAGCACGCUCCGAACCUCUUCGUCCAUUGAUCAUUCCUCUACGCCCUUGUCUCUGCUGCUGCUACAAGUAACAAGCUCAUCGCAACAUCCGCUAUACGUCUUCGGGGAAACGUUUGAGUGGGGAUAUGCUCAUGUCCAGGAAUAACCCGAUAUUCAGAGAAGUUAAUCAAUUGCAAAAACAUGACCAGGACAUCAUGUGUGUGAAACUCUUUGUAGUGGAUUAAGGGACUCUGACAUCCAGUGUUCUGAUUGUAUACAUUCUAAAGAACUCAAAGUUUUCAUAGUUGGUCAGGUUUCACUUCUUUCGUGUGGUCUGAUAAUGAAAGUCGUGAAGAAUUGAUUGACUUGGACAAUAUGGCCACAAACUCAAGCUGUGCUUCACUUGGACCAAAUUCUAGCGAGCAUGAUCAUCCAAAUGCAAAUACCGAGUUUGUAGGGUGCAAAGGAAACAAUGGAGAGAAAGAUAAAACGACGAUUGAAGAAUCUAAGGUUGAGUUUUUGAGGAUAUGUAGAGAUGCUGAUGGUAAUACAGUGCACUUGGAUGAUAUAAAAAAAAAUCCCACAGAACCACCAGGUGUAAGCCUUCCAAGAGUUCUUCGUUGCAGAAAACAAAAAAAAUCUGAAUCUUUUGAACAAAACAAUGCUGUUGGAGGAGCUGAUAGUGACAUAGUUGAAAAUUGUACUAAUCAUAAUACGAUAAAGAGAAAAGAGAAGCAGAUGAAACAGGUUUCAGUUGAUGAAUUCUCAAGGACAAGGGUAAAACUGAGAUAUUUUUUGCAUCGGAUAACAUAUGAACAAAACUUAAUUGAUGCUUACUCUACUGAAGGAUGGAAAGGAAAAAGCUUAGAAAAAAUCAAGCCUGAGAAGGAGCUACAGCGUGCAAAAUCAGGAAUUUUUAAAUACAAGUUGAAAAUCAGAGACUUAUUCCAACACAUUGAUAUGCUGCUUGCUCCAGGAAGGCUUCCUGAAUCAUCAUUUGACCCUGAGGGACAGAUUGACAGCGAAGAUAUAUUCUGCGCGAAGUGUGGUUCUAAGGAUUUACAAGCUGAUAAUGAUAUUAUCCUGUGUGAUGGCGCUUGUGUACGUGGGUUUCACCAGAUGUGUUUGGAGCCACCUUUGUUAAAAGCAGACAUUCCACCAGGUGAUGAACCCUGGCUAUGCCCUGGAUGUGUCUGCAAAUUGGAUUGCUUUGUCUUACUCAAUAAUCUCCAAGGAACAAACCUUUCUCUUAGAGACAGCUGGGAGAAGGUGUUUCCUGGGGAGGCAGCCAGUGCCACUACAGGGAAUAAGCUGGAUGAUAUUUCUGGAUUACCAUCAGACGAUUCUGAGGAUGAUGACUACAACCCUGCUACUAAUCCGGAAGUAGAUCAAAAUUCUUCACAGGAGGACAAAUCUACCUCUUCUGUUGAAAGCGACUAUUUUUCUGCAUCCGAUGAUUUUGAAGCACCACCAGUACUUAAUAAUCUGGAAGUGAUGGGGCUUCCUUCAGAGGAUUCCGAAGAUGAGGAUUAUGAUCCAGGUGCUCCGGGCCAUGAUACUGAUCAGGAGAUGCAGGAAAGUUCAAGUUCAGAUUUUUCCUCUGAUUCUGAGGAUGUUGGUGGGUCCCCCGGCCAACACCAACUUGGAAACCUUGAAAUAGGUGCUGGAGCAGGGGAAUGUUCACCUAAGGAUGACGCACCACACCUACAGUCCAACGAUGAACUUGUAUAUGAAGAUAUGCACCCUAAGGAUGACAAUAAGUUGCAUGAUUUGAAGGGGAUGUGUAGGAGUAUCUCUUCCAAUUCUGGUGAUAAAGGAUGUGACAGUAUUUCCCCAAAAAGAAAGAGUACAAGUCCUAAAACUGCUCAAAAGUCAUCUGAUCAGACUGAAAGUAGUGAAAUGAGUACUAAUUUCAGCCAGAUCAAAAAUCAAAAUGCAAAAGAGAGAAGGCGUGGAAAGAGGCCGAAGGUUGAAGGUUUGGUGACGUCUGAGCAAGGGUCAAGUAGUAAGAGGAUUGGUAAAUCAAAAUAUGGAGAAGAUGCGAUCAAGAGGCUCUUUGAAUGCUUCAAGGAAAAUCAAUACCCAAAUCGUGUUCUCAAGGAAAAAUUAGUUGCAGAAUUAGGAUUGACAAUCCAGCAGGUUAAUAAAUGGUUUGAAAAUGCUCGCUGGAGCUUUCACCACUCAUCAACAAACCAAGCUACGAAUCAAACGUAACGGAAGUUGUACUUUGACACCCCCCUCCCCCCGAAGCAAAGACGCCACCUGUAUAUUGUCAAAGGACACUUCUUGCAAUGGAUGGGUGAUACCAUGGAACAACUGCCAACUUGUCUCGGUUAAAGUGGAAAUGAUGAUGAGACGUGGGUGGUUGAAGAAGUAUCCGAGGCAGGCAUGCUACAGCAACAGAUGCAAGUUGAUAGCCUAACUCUCUCAUAAUGUCUCAUUAGGCAUCAGAUUAGUGGCAAUCUUGCCUUCGAUUUACAGGGACAGCCGACACUAAAGCUUCUGAUUUGCUCAACGUCUUUCCCUAGGUAAGGUGGUAAUGUUAACCUGAACUUUGGCUAUAAGCCUGCAAGUACCAUUGGCUCUGGCAAGGAACCUUGUCUAAUCGCCAUUAGUAAAAGCAUGACUAUUAUUUGGUAAUGUCGAUUAACAAUUUUUAUUUGAUGUUGUAAUUUGUAACUUUAAAAUCUGUUUCUUUUCUUUGCUUUUUGAAUAUGAUUUGUAUAUACUUAUGUUGACUCAAGUCAUUGCUCCAUUAACAAAUUGGUUUUCCGCAAAUUGAUCUAGUUUCUAGUGAUAAAGAUGGGGGGUUGUGACUUGUGAAUGUUUUCUGGAGUAU
This is a messenger RNA of Cuscuta epithymum, 2915 nucleotides long. Lineage: Eukaryota; Viridiplantae; Streptophyta; Magnoliopsida; Solanales; Convolvulaceae. The record is from the annotation of a GenBank genome assembly.